CACAGAAAAACAAGUAGUGGAAGCACGUGUAGAUUUUUUUUUCAGUCAAGGCAUGUUGUCCGGUUAGCUAGCAACAUAGCACAAGACACCUUAUUAAUAUCGAUUAAUUCGUUUCAUCGAGCUAUCCGAUUAGGAAUGACGAAGACGAAGAAGGAGAAGGGAGCGGCGGAAGGUGAAGAGGCCGCCGCGGGGAUCGAGAAGACUUACCAGGAGCUGAUAGCCAACAUCAACCCCAUCGCACAGCCUCUGGCCACACGGAAGCUCAGCAAGAAGCUCUACAAAUGCGUCAAAAAGGCUGCCAAGCAGAAGCAGAUCCGCCGUGGAGUGAAGGAGGUCCAGAAGUUCAUCAACAAAGGAGAGAAAGGUAUUGUGGUGCUGGCAGGCGACACGCUGCCUAUCGAUGUCUACUGCCACCUGCCCGUCAUGUGUGAAGACAGGAGCCUGCCGUACGCCUACGUUCCGUCCAAAGUGGAUUUGGGUUCAUCGGCAGGCUCCAAGAGGCCAACCUGCGUGAUUCUGAUCAAACCCCACGAGGAGUACCAGGAAGCCUAUGACGAGUGUCUUGAGGAGGUGUCUGCCAUGCCCCGGCAGCUCUGAAACACACACACACACACACACACACACAGCUCAGAUGUGGACGUCUGGUCUCUGAGCUGUACAUCAUCCGCUCGGAGCAUUUCUUUAUUGUUUUAAUGUUUUUUCACUCAUUUUCGCCCCUCAGCCUCCAACACAAAGCAAUGCAACUGCAGGACUGUGAAUCAGAGGCUCAGAAAGACCGUUUGACCAGAGUGCUUUGAAAUUUUCAAAGUCAUUAUCUUAUUACUGCAGGUUGUGGCUGCCACGUGUGUCCGCCUCCACAGAUGACAUGAAGUGAAAUUUUAGUUUGCGGAACACACAAGUAUAGAACUUGAGUGAAUAUCAAUAUUGAUUUAGUCACUAUUCAUUCGCACAAAUACUGAAUAGUAGAAUUUGAGUAUUUGAUGAGUGCUAUGGCCAUUGAUCCAGCUGUGCAGCUAUCUUAACUCCAACCACGAUCCUUUGUGUCAGACAUGAAGUGAGCCCUGAUUUGUGCUGCAGGAGGAAGAGGCGGGUCCAGAUUUUGCAUCUUUAGAGGCUUCAGCAGUGCAAAUAAUAGGAUUUCUGAGAAAAAGAAACCAUAUAUAUACACAUACAUAUAAGAAAUAACUGCCUUAUGAAUUUGUCAGACUUUGAUACCUGGACUCACCUCUGCAGAGGGAACGGAAGACGGACAGUUUCUGACCAGCUGGCCACAAGAAUCAGGAUUAAUACUGAAGUGAUUACUACUCUCAUUUGAUGAAUUAUUGUCAACACCUUUUUUGUUUGUUGUUACUACUGGGUGGGUCCCUGAGCUCUCUUCCAGACGUAAAUAAAUGUUCACAUUCAUAUUUUGUACUUUUCAAACGAGUAUCUGCUGAUGUUGAUGUUUCAGUUUAUAACUGAAGUGUUAAUUGUGAAACAUUAGGCUUGUUGUUUGACUCAGUCUUGCUCACUCUGUUUUGAUUUCCUCCAUGAUCCAUGUGUAUCACGUUUUGUUUUAAUUUUUUACAGCCAGAAAACUUAGGACUGGACAGUAAAUAUAUCUUUGCUGUGACACUGUUAACAUCAAAGUUGAACAUUUAUUCCAUGCAUUUAUUCCAAGACACUGUUCUAGUGCAGUCUGCAACAGCUGCAGUUUGUGGACAUGGUGAUAAAGAACUGAUUCCAAAAAAAAAAAAAAAAAAUCCAGCUUAAAAAAAAUUCAGGACACC
This is a messenger RNA of Myripristis murdjan (pinecone soldierfish), 1769 nucleotides long. It is a transcript of the gene nhp2, whose product is annotated as NHP2 ribonucleoprotein homolog (yeast). Gene Ontology annotation, cellular component: nucleolus. Gene Ontology annotation, molecular function: RNA binding. The transcript has 4 exons. Lineage: Eukaryota; Metazoa; Chordata; Actinopteri; Holocentriformes; Holocentridae. The record is from RefSeq and is a predicted model, not a curated record. Bases 136 to 597 code for a protein of 153 amino acids.